Trametes versicolor FP-101664 SS1 is the source of this 693-nucleotide messenger RNA. RefSeq lists its product as uncharacterized. The record is from RefSeq and is a predicted model, not a curated record. The coding region runs from base 1 to 693 and encodes 230 amino acids. Gene Ontology annotation, molecular function: protein binding. The transcript has 3 exons. Lineage: Eukaryota; Fungi; Basidiomycota; Agaricomycetes; Polyporales; Polyporaceae.
AUGACUGCAGCGGCGCAUGAACAACCUCGUGCAGCCAAUCUCCCAAGACAUCCAGUGUUCUACAUGCAAGAGGGGAUGGUCGUGCUCAAGGUCCAGGAGUCGCUGUACAAGAUCCACAGAUACUUGCUCGAGCACCACUCAGACUACUUCCGGAGGGUCGUUGCGGAGGGCAAUGACCUGCUCGGCCGCUCAGAUGAAAGCCCUCUUCCUCUGCCCGCGGAUAUCACUCAACAAGGGUUCGACUGCUUGCUCGACUUUCUCUAUCAUGGUAUAUACGACCCCGCCUCCGUCUCCCUGGCCGACUGGACAACCAUCCUCCGCGUCUCCACCCGCCUCCAAUGCACCAAAGUUCGCCAAUACGCCAUCCGCGAACUCACAGCCCGACGCGCCUCCCUCCCCACUAUCGACACCAUAGUGCUCGCCAAGGAACAUGAUGUCCCUUCUUGGCUCGGCCCGGCCUACGCGGAGCUCGUCCGGCGUCCGGCUCCGCUCAGCGACGACGACGCAGAACGUCUUGGCGCGCGGACGGCCGCGCAGGUCGCGCGUGCGCGCGAGAUGCUCAGGGAAGAGGAGUACGCGCUGUUCCAGCAGCGUCGGUAUGGUGCGAAGUACGCGUUACCGGAGCGUCCGGACGAGCAGCUGGUCGCACACGCAGUCAACGAGGUCUUCCAUAUCUCGGACACCGCGGCGUAG